Molecule: messenger RNA, 1740 nt
Organism: Zingiber officinale
Lineage: Eukaryota; Viridiplantae; Streptophyta; Magnoliopsida; Zingiberales; Zingiberaceae
Product: amino acid transporter AVT3C-like
Exons: 1
Coding region: 115-1374 (419 amino acids)
Biological process (GO): amino acid transmembrane transport
Cellular component (GO): vacuolar membrane
Molecular function (GO): amino acid transmembrane transporter activity
Source: RefSeq, a predicted model, not a curated record
UUGACUAAUUCCCUGGAUGCUGUAGCAGGCCGCCCCUCGUGAUCAAGCUGUCUUUUCCCUCCUCGCCUCUUCUGCCCAAAUCGUUCCCCUGCCCUUCCUUCACCCUCCCGUCCGAUGGGGUUCAGCAACGAGGCGAGCUCCUCCGGCUACGGCAUCGACGCCUCGGGGCCGCUCCUACCGCCGGUGGGUGGCGGAGACCCGCACCCGCUGUCGUCGCAGCCCAAGACGGUCGCCAACGUCUUCAUCGCCAUCGUCGGAUCGGGCGUCCUCGGCCUCCCGUACGCGUUCCGCCGCACCGGCUGGGCCGCCGGCAUCAUCCUCUUGCUUGCCGUCGCGGCCCUCACCUUCCACUGCAUGAUGCUCCUCGUUCGCAUCCGCCGCUGCAUCGACCUAGACCGAUCCGCCAAGAUCGCCUCUUUCGGCGAUCUCGGUUUCGCCGUCUCAGGCACCGUCGGCCGCAUCUUGGUCGAUGUCAUGAUCGUGCUCAGCCAGGCCGGGUUCUGCGUCGGCUACCUCAUAUUCAUCUCCAAUUCCCUCUCCCACCUUCUUCCCCUUUCCUUCGCCUUCCUCUCCUCGAAAGCCGUCUAUGUCCUCGCCGUGUUGCCCUUCCAGCUGGGUCUCAACUCUAUCAAAACCCUAACCCUCCUCGCCCCGCUCAGCAUCUUCGCGGACGUCGUUGAUCUCGGCGCCAUGGGCGUCGUCAUCGUCGAGGACAUCUCCAUCUUGCUCUCCAACCCCCCGCCCCUCCACGCUUUCGCUGGGCCGUCCGUAAUCCUCUACGGCGUCGGCGUCGCCGUCUACGCCUUCGAGGGCAUCGGAAUGAUCCUCCCCCUGGAGUCGGAGGCCGCCGACAAGUCCAAGUUCGGCCGCACCCUUGCCCUUUCCAUGGGCUUAAUCGCCUUCAUCUAUGGCCUCUUCGGCGCGCUCGGCUACGCCGCCUUUGGCGAAGAGACCAAGGACAUCAUCACCGCCAAUCUCGGCGCCGGAGUUCUCACCGUGGCCAUCCAGAUUGGCCUCUGCAUCAACCUCUUCUUCACCUUCCCCGUGAUGAUGAAUCCGGUGUUUGAGGUGGCGGAGAGGUGGGUCACCGGGAAGAGGUACUGCUGGUGGCUCCGCUGGUCGGCGGUGCUCGCGGUGAGCCUUGUGGCGACUCUCGUGCCCAACUUCGCCGACUUCCUGUCUCUAGUCGGGAGCAGCGUGUGCGUCGUGCUAGGAUUCGUGCUGCCUGCGGCCUUCCAUCUGAAGGCAUUCGGCUCCGACCUGAGCUGGACUGAAGUUGCUUCUGACAUCUUCAUUGUUGCCAUUGGGAUGGGUCUCGCCAUUUCCGGCACCUGGUCUUCUCUCGUCUCCAUCAUCAACUCGUCGGAAACUUGAAUUCUCUGCUCUGUGCCUGUGAGUUCGUGUGUACUACUGUUGUAGAAAAUUUAUUCAAAGUUCUUGUUAUGUAAGAGAAGAAGAAGAGAGAAACGCGGGAAUGAAUCUCACCUCUUAAUUGAGAAGAGAAGGGAAAGAUCUCUUUGAAUUCAUUCUACGAACAAGAUAUUGAUUCAUGCUAUGAAUCAUUAUCUUUAAUGAUUCAUCAAUAUUACUAUCUUAUAUAUUGCUUGGCAAGUUCUUGUAUGUUUCAAAAACGCUCAAUGUCUCUUGUCGGAUCUACUUUAAUACUAAAAGAUCAUAACAUUGAUUGGCAAAUUAUUCAGGCAAGCUUCGUUAACCACGACAAAAUUUUCUUUGAAAUAU